Molecule: messenger RNA, 391 nt
Organism: Drosophila novamexicana
Lineage: Eukaryota; Metazoa; Arthropoda; Insecta; Diptera; Drosophilidae
Exons: 2
Coding region: 160-390 (76 amino acids)
Source: RefSeq, a predicted model, not a curated record
UAUCCAAUAUUGAACUUAUUCCGGCUGCGAUAAGCUGCCGCAGAUAAGCGCCUGAUUAAUUGAUUUUUUUUUAAUUAAUUAAAAAAUAGCAAAAACCCGUUGUCCAUAAAAGUCUCGCAUUGCCAGCUGCGUUCCAACAGUCAACGCCAAACAACCAAUAUGAAACUACUCCACUUGCUGCUCAGCCUGUGCCUGGCCUUUCUGCUGUGCUCCGUGCCGCUGAUCCAGGCCCAAUCGGUGCCCACCAUUGCGACGGCGGCGCCCACGCCCCCAAAUGGUGCGCCCGGCGCCGAUUCCGGUGAGGAUGCGCCACCUAUGCCAUCCAUGCUGACCACAGUAAAUGUGCCCACAAUAGACACAACCUACGGCGAUUACGCUGGAUCAGCUUGAA